AUGAAACCUUUAAAUAAACAUGUAUAAGUAAUUCAUAAUUGGCAUGAUGCUCCAGUUAGAGUGAAUUUAAAAAAGUAUUGGAAAAAGAAUCCUCUUGAUUACAUUUAAUUACCUAAACCAUAUUCAUAAAAGAACAAGAUAACUUAUUCUAAAAGAAUCAUUAAUGAUUUCGUAGAAGUAGUGAAUCAUAGAUAAGAGAUGGUAAAUGGUAUAGUAGAGACAGCAAAUCAUUUUCAAAUGGCAUCAUCAAAAAUAUAAGAUUGUUUUGCAGAAUUUUAUGGUCCUGAAACUCAUUAUCAAUAAGAAUUAGAUAAAGUUUUAGAUAAUGUUAAACCAGAGUUUAGAUAUAUAAAAGCUAUAGCACAUUAAAAUCUAAAAAAAAUACAUAGUUUACUUAGAAAGUAAAAACAAUAAACACAAUAGGAUUAACAACCAUUGAGAAUAUUAACUAAGAAAGAUAAAUUGUUUUUACUAAGUGAUCCAAAAAAUGCAGAUAUUUUAAAAAGUGAUUCUAGAUAGUCUAGAACAGAAACUCUACCUAUAACUCCUGGAGAAGAUAAAUUUACAUCAUAAUAUAAAAUGAUGAUACAUAAAUAACAUUAAAGAGAACAACAAAAAUAAAACAUGAUUUAAAUAAGAUUGUUUGAUAGUUAAUUAAAAUAUUAAGGUGAUGAUUAUGUUAAAUAGAAUAUAUUCAAAUCUAAUAUGAAGCAUACCUAUACUCCUAAAAAUAUUGAUAAAAAUUAUUAUGUUAAUAAUUUAAGACAUUCUACUUAAGAAUCUGUUGAAUUUAAAAGUCCUUCACAUUUCAAAACUGCUAUUCAUAGUCGAUAAAUAAGUAAUUAUAUAUCUCCAAAUGGUUCUCAAGAUUUCAAUAUCGGUUAUGAUACUAUCAUAGAAAAUAAAGAUAAAUUACGUUCUUUAUAAUAGACUAAUGAUAAUAAUAAAAAGAGAUCUUAUCAUUCAUUUAAAGAUUUAAUUAAAUAAUAGAGAGACGUAGAAAUCAGAAAUUUAACAGAUAUUAAAUAAUACACAAAAACUGCAUCCUAACCUAUACUCACUCAAUUGUGA
Paramecium sonneborni is the source of this 1071-nucleotide messenger RNA. Lineage: Eukaryota; Ciliophora; Oligohymenophorea; Peniculida; Parameciidae. The record is from the annotation of a GenBank genome assembly.